AUGGAUAAUUUGCGUUUUGAUGGGCGGGUAGUAAUUGUCACUGGAGCUGGUGCAGGUUUGUUAAAAUAAUAAUAAAAAAACAAUAUUAUUAUUGAUUUUACAAUGUACCUACUAAAAUAUAUUAUGCAGGAUAUUCCACAAAGACAAUAAUAUCUUGAGAAAUAAUAAAGACAAUUAUAUUCUGUUUUUUUUUAGCAUUACUUGUUGUUUUCUGUCUGUUUCAAUUAAUUUUUUGUUUUGGGAAAAAAUUAAAAAAAUUACUAUUUUUUUAUUUUGAAUAAUUUGAAGAUAGUCAUUUUAUAGAAAUAAUUCUUAUGGACAUUUUAACUUAUUAACUAAUAUUUUUUUUAAAUUUUAGAGAAAAAAGUGAACAGUCAAUUAGCCAUAAUAAUAAUACAAAUUGUAAAUUAGCAAAUGCAAUUACAGCUUGCUGCAUAAUUAUAGGCACUUUCCUAUGAACUUUAAAAACAUUAUAAAAUCAUUUAAAAUAAAAAGUUUAAAUGUUAACAUUUUUAGAAGAUUCUAUAAUUAUAAAAUGGAUAUUAUCAAAUUUUACCAAAACAUAAAUAUUUGAAGUAUAUUGCGUGUAAUAUAAAAAAAAAAACAUAGAAUUUGAUUAUCUUUUAUAUCUCCGGAGAUAUUGUAAUGGGUAUAUCUUUGUGAGACACCCUUUACUCAUUAUGCAUUAUGACUGUGUUUAGUUUUACCCUUAUAACUAUAUUUUUUUUACAUAACUGUUUUUAAAUUGAAUAUUUUGCAUAAAAAUAGCAAUAUAAAUUGGAUGCGAAAAUAUCUUGAAAUUUAAUUUUAAAAUUAUCACAAUUUUAAUCACUUAUUAUCUGUAAAAAUCUUUUGAAUAAUAAAUUAAGUGUAUAUAAAUUAUAAACAAUAGGUACGUUUAAAUACAUUUUUUAACUUAUUUAGGUACUAUAUUAACAUUAAAUAGGUUACAUUUUGUAUUGUAGGAUUAGGUAAAGCUUACGCUUUAUUAUUUGCUGAGCGUGGAGCUUCUGUUGUUGUCAAUGAUCUUGGAGGCAGUCGAUCUGGAGAUGGAAGUAGUAGUAAAGCUGCAGAUGCUGUUGUAGCAGAAAUUCGUGCCAAAGGUUUGUGCAUUGUAUAUUGAUAAUUUUUUGUAUGGUACAUAAUUUUUAAACUAAUUUUCAGGUGGAAAAGCUGUACCCAAUUAUGACUCUGUUGUGGAUGGAGACAAAUUGGUACAAACUGCACUUGACAACUUUGGCCGUAUUGACAUUGUAGUAAAUAAUGCUGGUAUAUUGAGGGACAAAUCAUUUGCUCGUAUAAGUGAAUCUGACUGGAGUAGGUUAAUAAAAAUCUCAAUGAUUUAAGUAUGGUUAAAUAAUGAAAUAUUUCUCAAUUGUAGAUUUAGUUCAUGAUGUUCAUUUAAAAGGUGCUUUUAAAGUCACACAAGCUGCAUGGCCACAUUUUCGUAAACAAAAUUAUGGUCGAGUGAUUGUCACAAGUUCUAAUUCUGGUUUAUAUGGAAAUUUUGGACAAGCAAAUUAUUCGUAAUACAUUUUUACCUAUUUUAAUUUCUUCAAAAUUGUUAGAUUUAUUUUUAUUCAAUAAGGGCUGCUAAACUUGGUCUUGUGGGUCUUUGUAACACUAUGGCUAUUGAAGGUAGAAAAAAUAAUAUUAACUGUAAUGUUAUUGUACCCACCGCGGCAUCUCGACUUACGGAAGAUAUUCUACCACCAGGUAUUAACAUAAAAAAAAUCAAUUUAUUUUAUAGUCUAGUAUUUUUGUUUAUUUCAUUUUUUUUUUUUUUUUUUUUUUUUUUAUUAUAAUAGAAAAUAUAUUAAUAGUUAAAACAAAUUAUUUAAAUUAAAUAACAAUAUCAAUAAUGAAUAACAUAAGAAAAAAAAUUAUUAAUAACUAGUCUAUUAUCAGAAACCAUUAAAAUAUUGAUAGGAUAAUUUAUAUUUAUUUACUUUUGAGAGACAGGAAAUAGAAAAUUAAUUUUAAUUACAAUUAUUAUGAAUUAUAACUUUUUACUUUCAAAUUUAAAAUUAGCCUGGCUUAGUAAUAAAUUAUUCAGUAAUUUGUGAUAUGAUAAGGUAUUAUGAUUUUAUGUGUUUUAAGCAUAAUAUAUAAUCUUAAUAAUCUAUUAUUGUAACUAGAAGAUUAAGUCUAUCAAAUUUAAUGGAAAAAAUUUGUUAAUUUAUUGUGUACAAUUUAUUAUAAUAUGUUCUCAAAGGUUUACAUGAAACUAUAUUAUAGGUAUCAGUUUUUAGGUCACUUUUGUAGGUGAGAAGUUAAAAGGUAGAGGGGAAAUUAAAUGUAUCUGUAUGCAACAGUUAAUCAUUGCUAAUAAAAAAACAAUUCUGAGCAAAGUUUGAUUAAUAGUAUUGCUUUGUCAAAAAUAUAUUUGUCAUAUUAUGGUAAAAUAAUGACAUAUUCAUAAUAUAUUUUCUUUAAUAAGUAUUAUUUAUAAUGAACCUCCUAUUAAAUGUUCCAGCAUUUCUGUUUGGUCUAAUAAUGUUAUCCACAGAGUACCUAUCAAACAAAAAUUACAUAAAAAAAAACUCUGUAAAAUUAAAAUUUCUAAAUAGCUCAAAAAUGGCAACAAUGUUUUGAAAAUUUUAUUAAGUCUAUAAUAUGCAAAUAUAAGUUAAAAUAAGUCUCUACAAAUAUUUUUAACUGAAUUAAAACAAAAAAUUGAAAAACAAUACAUUUUGUAAAUUAUCUGUUUUUUACUAGUUUUUCCCAUUUGUUAUGAAAACAUCUGCAAAAAUUAAAUAAUGGCUUCCAUAAAGUACCACUCCAGUCAAAUUUCUUUCAGAAAAAGUUCUGCAUUUGACAAUCUGAGAAAAAAUUUGUUAACAGAUAAAAAAAAUAAAUAUCAUAAUAAAAGAGCAUAUAUUCAGAUAAAGAACGAAUGAGUACAUAUUAAAGAUAUUUGUAGGUGAAGGGAUCAUUGAUUUCUGAGCAGUUAAAUUUUUAAACUAAAGAAGUUUGACAACUUCAAAACAUUUUUUGGAUCAAAAAUAAUGCACUAAAAUUAUCAGCUAUCAUAAUUAUAGACAAAUAAUUAAGUAUAUAAAUUAUGAAAAACUAUGAAAAUAAAAAUGUAUGUCAAAUUGACUUAGUCUCAAAAUAUAAGCCAGAUAUUUUUUCAUUGGGUCAAUAUUUUAGUUUUAUUUAUUGUUUUCAGUAUUUAAAAGAAAAAAAAUUUUUCCAUGUUCCAUCUAAUAUUCUGAAAUUUUUAGUAGUUACUUUACAAACAACUCUUGUGUUACAUUGCUACAAAUAAUUUUAAUAUUUAGAUUAUACAUUUUUCUAGAUUUCUUUGCUGAAUUAAAACCUGAACUAAUUGCUCCUGUAGUAGUUUGGCUUUGCCACGAGAAUUGUGAAGAAAAUGGAUCCAUUAUUGAAUCAGCCGCUGGAUGGGCUACAAAAUGUAAGAACAAUAUAUAUUAUUACUUUAUUAAACUAAAAAAAUAUUAAUAAGAUUAAUUUGUUUAGGUCAUUUAGUUAGAGGAAGUGGUAUUUUACUUCGACACAAAAUAACCGACAUGGUCUCCCCAGAAAAUGUGAGAGAUGUUUGGAGCAAGUUAACUGAUAUGUCACAAGCAUCUAGACUGAAUUCUAUUGAAGUAACCAAUUAAAUACAUUGUAUGCAGAUGUAUGACUAAACAAUACAAAUUUUACAUUUUAGGAAGCAUCUUCAACUUUAUUAGGUGUUAUAGAUGAGAUUAAAUCAGGUCCACAAACUAAAAAUGAAAACAUAAGUGUAUUCGACUACACUUUUGUAGAUUCUAUUCUUUAUGCUAUUGGAGGUGAAUUAUGGAUUUUUUUUUUAAAUCUUUUAUUGAUUUUUAAUUGUUACUUGUAAAAGUGUAUGAGUACCUCUUAUUUCCAUUGCCUUCCACAUUUCCCUAUACAUCACAAUAUUUUAACCCCACGUGCUUUACAUAUGUCUCCUUUUAACACCUAUUCACCUUUUCCCUUACUUUCUGUAAUGGCCAACACUCAGAUCAGGAAUUUCUACAUCUCUAAAUACAGUUUAUUUUACCUAAAAUAUUAAUGUUAAUGUUAUCAUAUAACACUCCUGUUGCUUUCCUCUACUUUAUUCAGCCAUACCUAACCACUAUUUUUUACUGUUUAUAUUUAAAAAUUAAAUUUUUUUAAUGCAUUAUACUUAGUUGGAGCAAAUGUAAGGGAAGAAAGUGAUUUACAAUACUUAUAUGAAUCUCAUGAAAAUUUUUCAACAUUACCUACUUAUGCAAUUUUACCAAGUUUAAUGGCUACAAUGCAAAAUAGUUCAAUAACAAACGCGAUCCCUGGAAAAGAGUUUGAUUUAUCUCAGGUAUUAAUUAAUUUAUGUAUCUUAUACCAAUUUUUUAUUUAUAAAAUGUUUGAAAACAAUAUUUUUUUUAUUUUAAUUUUAAUUGAUUCGUGGAGACCCAUACAUUUUAUCUUAGUUUUAUUGUAGCUUCACCAAUUACAGAAAACUUUAUAUUUUGUAAUUUAUGCUAUCAUUUUUUAUUAUAAUAUACAUUUUGAUUAAAGCAUAUUAUGUAGACUAACACAAAGACACUUAAAAUUUAACAACUAAAACUUUUGUUCUUUUCAAUGUUUUUAUUCUUUUUUCGCUAUAAUAAUUACUAGAGUCUUGUUCUAUGAUUUCCUAUUUCAUAUAUUUUUUGAAACUAAAAAUAAACAAUAAAUAUUUUCUGAGUUUCAGAUCUUUGUAUUACACACUAUAUGAUUGUAAUAACUUAUAGUUUUACAAUAAAAGCUUAUUAAAAAAUUGAUAAGAAAAGAAAUUCAAAUUUGGUUAGUUUUUAUUUUAUAGUCAUAUAAAUAAAAUUAUUUUACAUUUCAAAAAAUACUUUUAUUUAGGUAUUUUUUAUGUUUGCAUAUAAAUUGUGGCAUUUUUUCACAUCAAUAGAAUUCUAUUUUUUUUUUUCAUAAUUUUUAAUAGUGAAAAAAAUGUUCUUUUCACAACAUGUAGAUGGGUAUUUUUUUAUUAGUAUCAAUUGUUUAAUCAUGUUUAGUUUAAGAGAUAUUUUUAUAAAUAUACACAUAAUUACUUAAAAAAAAUUAAUGAUUAUUUUUACUUUAAUAACAAAUUCAAAUUUACAUUUUAAAGGUUUUACACGGUGAACAAUACCUAGAACUACAUAAACCAUUACCAACUGAGGCCGUACUUACAACUGAAAUUUUUGUUUCUGACGUUUUAGAUAAAGGAAAUAAUGCUGUUAUUGUGGUUGAUGGUAUGUAUUUUUCUAUUAAUAUAAAUUAUUAAAUGUGUUAAUAAUUAUUAUAUUUUUGGUUAGGAAAAACGUACAAUGAAUCAGGUGAAUUGAUUGCAACAUCACAAAUAUGUAGUUUUGUUUUGUCAGCUGGAGGAUUUGGUGGUAAACGAUUUUCAAAUGUAAUAGUUCCAGUACUUGCUAAACCUAAUAGGUCUCCUGAUUCUACAGUUAAAGAGAAAACUUCUGUAAAUCAAGUAAUUGUUUUAAUCUUUACUAAAAUGAACUGUUUAUCACUAUUUAAAUAUUUAAUAUUAUUUUGUUGCCACUAUAUUAUUAAUAGGCAGCUAUCUAUAGACUAACCGGUGAUCUGAAUCCUUUACAUAUCGACCCUUCAUUUGCAAUGGCUGCUGGUUAUAAAGUACCUAUACUUCACGGUUUAGCAACAUUAGGCAUGUCAGUACGUCAUAUACUUAAACAAUAUGCUAAUAACGAUUCAAAACUAUUUAAAUCACUUAAGGUAUGUGUGAUAUUUUAUUUUUAAACAUUUAAAUUUCUUAGUGGGAAUUAUAUUUGCUACACAAAAUCUGGUUGAGCUAUUUAAUUUAUUUUCAAUCAGUAAAAUUGAUAUUAUAAAACUGAUCUAAUGGGUUAACCCAGAAAUAGCAUCUUACACAUGACUUACACAAUUUUCACUCAAUCAUUGAAAACAAAAUAUCCAUUGACAUUAAAAAAAAAACUUGUGUUUACUCAUUAGUCUAUUACAGUGAUUUUCAGCCUCUAUAUAUAUAUAUAUAUAUAUAUGACUUGUGAUAAGCACUAUUAAACUAUUUGAUUGUUGAUUGUAUCCGAACAUUUGAAUAAAUUGAAAACUAUUAGAAUAAAUUACCUAUUUGAUAGUUUCUUUAUAACAAAUAGUUGUAAAAAAAAAAUAACAUAUAUAAUUUAUGUGGAGGCAGGGCAUAAUGUAUGUAGUAUUUUGUAGAAUUAUUUACAAAUUCUAUUUAAUCAAAUGUAGGUAGUGGAAGAUCUACUAUCUUCUAUACAUAGUACCCACUGACCAUAACGUUUAUUCAAAUUUUUUUUUUUUCUAAAUACAAAUAUUUUAAUAGUAUGAGGGAAAAAUACCAAAAUAAAAACUAUUUGAAUAAUUUUUAGAAAUAUUGGUAGUUUUUCCAAACUACCGAUAGUAUAACAUAUUUAUUCAUCUAGCCCUACACUAGAUGUGACCUAAUAUAUAUUCAUAAUUUUUUCGUACAACCUUUUUGAUUCUAAGCUAAGCAAGGAAUGUAUAAGUAUAAUAAUGUUUUUUUUUUUUUUUUUAUAUGCUAUGUACACAAUUUCUACCAGAAAUGUUGCCUGAAUUUCAAGUAUAGCACCUUUUCUGAAAGGGUAUUUCAUCUAGUCGGUAUUUAAAGAGGUCAUUUUUUAAUUUUUCAAGCAGUUUUCAUAAUAACUGGGAUUAAACAGGAGAAAUGGGAAAAUUUACAAAAAUAAUGUUUUUAUUAUUUUCAACUUUAUUUUUUUGUUGAAUUAUUCAUAGAAACUUAAAAUUUGGAGAAAAACUUAUAUUUACUUUUUCUAUAUGUGGUAAAAUUGUUGAGCUAUUUAUUGAUAUUUUAAAUUUGAGUUUUGUUCAUAAUUUUUAUUCAGUAAAUACACUGUGGAUAUAAUUUUAGAAGGUAGAUGAACCAGUUUUGUUUACAGAAUACUUGUUUACCUAUAUUUAUGCUUGUAUUUGUAUUCUUAAUAAAUAGUUAUUUAUAUAUUUAAAAAAAAAUUUUAAACCAAACAAAAAUGCUUGAACAUUUAACAGGAAGUUAAUUAUAAGUUUUACUUAGUUGUAAAUAAGAAAAGGUUGAAUUCUUGUAGUAUUUUCUUUUCUUAAUAGCAAAUUUUGACAAAAAUCAUAAAUAUUACAGCCUUUUAAAACAUGUAUGAUGUUUUAAAAUAUAAUAAUCAAAUUUUGUUCAGAAUUGUAUUUUAUUAGCAAUGAUUAAUUGUUGCAUACAGAUUUACAUUAAAUCCCUCCCUAUAUCCUAUUUUCACAACUUUUCAUCUAAAACAGUGGCCCACCUAUCAUGCGAAGUAUGUCUGUUUUUUAUAAAUUAAAAUUAAAAUGGUGAAGGCCACCUUGUAUCCCCUUUUACAUGUUGUGUGCUCUAAACAAAAUUAUUCCCGAUCCAAAGGUUGAAAAAUACUGGUCUAUUGAAUUAUAAAUCUAAAAUGUAUUUAUUUAUCAAGAAUAAUUUUAUAUGUACUUAAGUAAAUUUUUUGUGUUAAAAAUAAUGUAUUUUAAUUUAUUUUUAUCAUAAUUGUUAAAAAAAAACGCAUAUAAUACAUUUUUAAAUAUUAUAAUAUAAACACAUUUCAUGAUAACAUAAUUUAUAUAAAUAAAAUAUAAUACAAUGAGUAAUGAGAAGUAUAGAAUAGAUUAGAAUAGAUUGUAAUAAACAAGCUUCUUAAUAAAUAAACUACUAUGACCUCCAGGUGAGAUUUAGUAAACCAGUUGUACCAGGCCAAACAUUGUGUACGUCAAUGUGGAGAGAAGAGAACCGCAUUCACUUCACAACUACUGUAUUAGAGACCAACACUAUAGUUCUAUCAGGUAAUUUAAUGAUUUAUAAUUUUAUAAUAUAUAUAUUUUUAUAUAUUUAUUUAUUUUCUAUAAUUUAAAAUAUUAUAUUAUAAUAAUUAGGUGGGUGGGUUUUAGUCACAUUAAGUGGCCUUGACUGUUAUCACAUAUAACUAUUAAAAUGUUACUAUGUGGCUAGUUCUUAAUAUUAUGCACAUACAUUUUGUGUUAGUUAUGAAUUAUUUUCACUUAACCCUAUUGACUUGACAUAUUCAAUUAAUAUUUGCAUACAAUGAAUAUUGAAUAUAAAUGUUAGAUAUAUUUUUAAAAAUGAUUUGUAAAUUUUCAAAAAACAAUUAUGUUGCAACAAGCUUAUUAUAUAUUCUCUGUUAUUGUAGUUAUAUUAUUUUUCACAGUAUUCAGUAUAUUACUUUUUCUUAAUUUUAUUUUCACUAGGUGAGUUUCUUAUUUUAUUUUAAUAAUACUUUAAUAUUUAGAACAAUUACAUUUUUGAUAAAUCAAUUUGUACGCAGUUUGUAGAUUAAACGAUAGAUUGGGUUCAAAUAAAACAAAUAGUUGUUUUUUAUUUUUAUGUACAACUAAAAUAUUUAUGAAGGUAUUAAGGGGUUUUUUUUAUAAAUUCUAAUGUGACUAGUUAUAUGUUAUGUGAUAGUAGAAAAUCUGGAAAUUAUAAACUGUUUAAGGAAUGGAGAGUAGCACUUAAAGGAAAGGAACAAAGGAUAAAUAGAAUUAUUUAGACUAUGAAUUUAGAGGAAUAAGACAAAACAACUAAUGACAAUAAGUGGUGACAUAAUUGGGGAGGUUAAGAGUUUUUAGUGGUACCUAAGAUAGGGUUUUAAGUAUGGGGUCCCGAUAAUGUAUUUCGGGACAACCAAUUGUCUCAAAAAAAUAAGACUUUAAAAAAGUAUUUUUAUAUUUUAUUAAACUCUAGGUUAAAAAAUCAUAAUAUUAUUGUCAUGAUAAAAUGACAAGUUGAAAAAUUGACUGAUGAAUUUUAUUUUUAAAUUAUUUUCCCAACCAAAAAAUAAUUUUUUUUGUCAAAAACAGUUCUUUGCAUUUCUGUUCUGUCAUGGUAGUUGUAGUUAUCCUGAUCGUUAAACGAAUCAACCAGUAUUAAAUAUUUUUUCAGUUGUAGUAAACUUAUUACUAGUAUCAAUUAUAUAGUAUACUGUAAACUGUAAUAGUAGUAAUGACCACUGAGUGUGUCGUGCGGUAUUUUGUGAAAACAGUGCGAUAUGGCUCCAAAACAUCUAUGUACAUUUAAUAGAACACAGAAAAAAUGAAAAGAAAAAAAUUUGUUCCGGUUUUUGCCAAAUAAAAUAUGGUAACCCUAACCUAGGGUCUUUUGUACAAAAAAAUGAUAGAUUUCAUAAAAAUGUAAGACAUAAGAUUUAGUGUGGUUCAAUAAAGUGGAGGGAAGCUAAAAAUUUUUAUGUGACAAAAGAAUACCACCAUUAAGACUUAAAGUUAAGUUCCACAAAAGUGUGGUGAUACUAUGUUGUAUGGUUUGUAAUGUUGAGUGGGAACAUAAAAUUAGUGUAGCAGAGAUGAGAAUGCUUAGGUGGAUGAGUGGAGUAAUGAAAGAAGAUAGGAUAAGGAAUGUGAGUAAAUGAGAAGUAGUUUAGGCGUGGUUAGACAAAAUGAGAGAAAAUAGAUAGAGAUAGUUUGAGGAGUAUGUCAUGAGGAGAGAAAAAUCUAAAGCAGUAAGAAUUGUAAUGAAAAUAAACAUAGGAGGGAAGACUGAAAAAAUAUUGAUUGUAUAAAACAGGAUAUUAAUAUUUUGGUUAGAAAUGUGUAUAACAUAGUUUUAAAUUUUUUAUAUUCGUGUUCUAGUAAAAAAAUACAUUCUUAUCUAAAAAUAAAAGACUCCAAGUGUGGAUGACCGCAAUUAAAAAAUUAUGUAUCUUUUAAAUUGAAAAAAAAUCCAUUAAACCAAUCUUUAACAAAAUAUAAAGUAUAUAGACAAUAUAGAUAGAAACUUAAUUUUUUAAUAUAACUAGCUAGAAUUAAUUGUUAUUGGAUUAAAUUUAAUUCAGUAGUAAAAUAUCCAAAAUCUACAUCAAAUUUAAUAAAAGAAAUUACUAGAAAAAAAUUUGUUAAUACAGAAACUAUAAAACAUUAAAAAUUAAUAAACACUGUUGAAGUAAACCAAUCAGAACAUGUUAUAUUUUUGAUGAGUUGUUUGCUAUAAUUGUAGUUAUUCUAAGAAAAAAAUUUAAGUCCAUAUUUAUGGAAGUAGAUUUAUAUUAAGAAUAAUAAGUUUUGCUAACAUAAAGGGAAAUACAUUUUUGUUAAAAAAUCGACAUGGAUUUAGAAAAAGACUGGAUACUAUUGAUGCUCUGUAUAAUGUAUCAAAAUACCUUGACAUGUACUUGAUAAUAGCCAAAAAUCAAAACAGUUUUUUUUGUACCUACUUUGCUAAAACUUUCGACACUGUCUAUCAUUAUUAAAUUCUUUAUCUGGUUUUUCGGAAAUAAAAAAUAUAUAAAUUAUGCAAGAGUAUAAGCACACAUUGUUGAAUAUUUUGGACCAACAUUUCAAUUGUCUAAAUAACAAUUUUAAGGAAAACCUUAGAAUAAAUAAUAAUAUUAUAAAUAAAACUUUAUGCAAUUAUAUUUAUCUGAAUUGUGAAAUGUUAAAAAUAUUUUUUUUUCUUUUGCCAUUGUAUUAAAAUUUUUAUAAAUUAUAUUUAAUUUGUAGAUUAUAGGAAAAUAAUUCUCUAUUUUCAACACAGGCGUUCCUUACAGUAGAUGAACCAAUUUUUCAUUUAAUAAAUGGUUGUUCGAUUUAAAAAAAAUAUAAACAUUGAUAUUUUUUUUUAGGCGCCUACAUGGAAUUACACGAAGUUAAAUUUCCUUCCAAACCACAUAUGAUUUUGUGCUCGGGUGAAGUCGAAGAACUACCAAGCGAUGCAGUAUUCCAAGGUAUGCAAGAACGUAUAGACUCAAACAAAAGUCUAUUAAAAUCAAUCAAUGGCAUCUUCUUAUAUCAUAUCACAAAAAAUGGAAAAGUAGCCAGUACAUGGAGUAAGCUUUUAAACUAGAAAUGUGUUUAUUAUUAACUAAUUAAUUAACUAAUAUCACUAUUAUACAAAUUUAAAUCUAUUUAGCUGCAGACUUGAAAACUGGCAAAGUUUAUCGGGGAGAACCUGAAAAGGGUUUAAAAGUAGAUACAACAUUAACUAUAAGCGAUUCGGACAUGAUUGAUUUGGUAAGCAUAACAAAAUUAUAUUGUAUUGCACAUUGUGACAAUAAAUAUUUUUACAAUAUCUUUCAUUUAGGCUCUUGGAAAGCUAAAUCCUCAGAUGGCAUUCAUGAAGGGUAAAUUGAAGAUAAAAGGAAACAUUAUGUUGGCCCAAAAAUUAAAAGCGUUAAAUACAGAAUCAAAAUUGUAA
Messenger RNA from Cinara cedri, 11206 nucleotides. Lineage: Eukaryota; Metazoa; Arthropoda; Insecta; Hemiptera; Aphididae. The record is from the annotation of a GenBank genome assembly.